AUUCAUCUUCGUCGAGCAAGAACAUCAUUGCUCGGGCACCUCAAGUCAAUAUGGAGCUUGCGUCUCGGAGAGUAAUCGCGGAGCGGCGUCUACUCAAACCUGUCCUUGGGGAAGGCUUCGUGUGUCCAUCUUGUCGCCUCCAACGAAGCUUCCAACCAGCACGUUCGCGCUCGUUCAUCAGCAGACGUGUUGCUGGCUCUGCAAGACAACUUACCACAUCUAACAGCAAUGAUACGAGAGCUUCAGCAGGGAGCGUCCGUCCCUCGGUCCGCCAUUUCCACUCAACACGUCGACUAGCACAAGAAGAUCACGCGUCCAAGACAGCCGUCAAUGCGCCGUCUCCCGUCCCUCCGGCGCUGCGCGAACUCCAUCAGCGCCUCAGUCAUCUGCAGGAGGACGCAAGCAGCUACAUCAACCUUUCACAACUUCAGCUCGCACUACGAAGCCUCGAAGGUUCAGAUCCUGUCAUCCGAGUAGCCUUUGUCGCAUUGGGCAAGAAUGGCUACCAUGCGGCUCGGCAAUUAGCCCGGGUGCUAUUCAGUGAUGCAUUGGAGGAUGAACAAGCGUGGGAGAAGGUCCUCAACAGUCCUGGCGACGAGAGGAGUAUACUUUUGAAAUACGGCGAUGCGCAGGUGGACAGUGGGGUACAGAACAGCACCCCCCUGAUCAAGACACUGUCCAUACCAUCACCGCUUCUCCGGAGGCUUAACCUCGAGAUCCUAGUCACGCCGCUAGGUGAGAACAGUGCAUCCUCCACCAUCAACUUGGAAGAGACUCUUCUGGUUCCGCCCGUCACCAUCUCGAAUUCGAACGCUGGUCGUGUUGGAUUUGUCCGGCAUCCUGUUCACAGAGCCCUGAUCGUCGGCGAGGGCGUAUCUGGCGCGAUAGCAUUUGGAACAUUGCCCUCUAAUACUGUUGAUGGCGAGACCAUCAAUUCGACAUUGAGCAUUCCCCUCCGCUCCGCCUCAACGCCUCUCAAUGCUGAAGCGGAUAGUUCCGAUAAAUCGAUAGACACUGACCUAGCUUCGCAUUCCAUCUCGAUAUUCCGCGCUGACAAGGCCAACGGCGCAGCGUUCAACAGGGAAUGGCAAGCAAGUCGUGUACCUACCGUGACGGCAUGGCUUAAGCGUGCUGUGGAUGAUUCAGCCACCGCAGACGGGCUCAAGCCCGCAGUGCAAGGACUAAUUGAGGUGCUUCUGACGGGCGCAGAAAAGGCGGUGACCUUGGCCGAGUCUCGAGCUGCCAGGUCGUCAGUUGCUUCAGACGUCUCUGAUGCGACGAGGAUGUCGUUGCGCAAGGCCACUGCCACAUGGUCUGAAGAGGCGCAUGGCGACCUGGCCACCAAUCUCGACACAGCGCUGGACUCAGCAACAUGGCGGAAGACCGCUUGGUGGCGACUGCUCUGGCGCAUUGAUGAGGUGUCACUUUCAGCAUCUGAAGUUUUAGUCCGUGGCUGGCUCGUGGAAGCCGAGCAGACACUCGCCUUCCUCAGCGGUCGCGUUCUCCAGGCAGGUGUCGCUUCGGCCGACGACAUGCGAGGCGGCACUGUCGCCGAAGUCCUCAAUUUCACACCGAUGCUAGCGCGAGUCAAGCAAGACAGCGGGCUCAACCCAUUGUUCAACCCGCCUUGGCCCCAGAGCAUCGCCGUCGCGCGACAGCAAAUGUUGCACGAAGUCGUCCCCGCCCUACAUCGACGAGCACAGGGCCUCCUGGUCAGCGUCCUGUCACUCAUGGGCGGAUCCGGGGUUCUCGCGGGCACGAUCCUCGCCGCCUCGGGCGGGGUAGCGCUCUACGAGGCUGGUGCCGUCGCUGCACUGGGCUUCGUCUGGAGUCUGCGCCGUCUGCAGACCAAGUGGAGCAGGGAGCGGACGGCCUUCACCCAGACCGCUCGCGAGAACGGCAGGAGGGUGCUCAUCGACGUGGAGCAACAGCUCCGCGCCUUGAUCGAGAAGGGCGGGAGGACGUCGAUCGACAGGACUUCUGAGAGGGAAUGGCGCGAGGCGCGAAAGGUCAUCAAUGCUUGCCGCGAAGCGAUCCUUCGCCUGGGACGCAAGAAUGAUGGAAAGGCGUUAUGA
Messenger RNA from Dissoconium aciculare CBS 342.82, 2075 nucleotides. RefSeq lists its product as uncharacterized. The transcript has 2 exons. The coding region runs from base 51 to 2075 and encodes 674 amino acids. Lineage: Eukaryota; Fungi; Ascomycota; Dothideomycetes; Mycosphaerellales; Dissoconiaceae. The record is from RefSeq and is a predicted model, not a curated record.